AUGAUUUCUGAUGCGAAUUGUGUAAUGGCUUGUCGUGGAGCAUUUGCCAGCGGGGUAUUCGUCCCACCGAAACCAGGGCACAAAAAACAUCUAUUGGGCACGGAUUUAUGUACACGAGGACCGGGACAUUGGUGCCAAAAUCUGACUACUGCUGCUGACUGCCAUGCCACUAAACACUGCAUUCAGACCGUUUGGAUUCAUCAGACGUUGCCACCAGAUGGCAGCAGCGUCUGUCAAAUUUGUUUGGAUAUGGUAAAACAGGCGCGGGAUCAGCUGGAGAGUAAUGAAACACAGGAAUUGAUUAAAGAAGUUUUUGAAGGCUCCUGUGCCUUGCUUCAUGUCAAACACAUUGUAAAAGAAUGUGACAAAAUUGCCGACGAUUAUAUUCCCGAUUUGAUCGAUACUUUGGCAUCUCAAAUGAAUCCCCAAGUCGUCUGCUCUGUAGCUGGACUUUGCAACAACGAUAGAGUUAAAAAAUUACUAGAAGAAGCUGAUGAAGAACCAACACCUGAAGUAAUACCAGGUAAAGUAGAUAAAUGCAAAGGGUGUCACGAAGUGGUUGAUAUUUUGGACAACAAAUUUAACAAGAUGUCGAGGGAUGAAUUCCUGCAUGGACUCUUAAAUUUCUGUGGUAAAUUCAGCAGUUUUUCGGAUGGAUGCAGUAACCUCGUUAUCACUUAUUUCACCGAAAUAUACAACCACCUUCAACAACAUUUGAAUUCCGAGGAAGUUUGUCUCUUCUCUGGAGAAUGUAGUGCUCAGUUCCAUGCUCACAGAGCUAGAGUUGAAAUUACACCAAAUUCUCAUAUUGGCUACGUUCCCGUGGGAGAUGUUAAAGAUGACGUUCCAUGCCAACUUUGUGAACAAUUAGUCGACCAUCUCAGAAAUUUAUUGGUAGCUAAUACCACCGAAGAUGAAUUUAAACGAGUACUGGAAGGUCUCUGCAAACAAACUGGUAAAUUUUCAGAAGAAUGCGUUGAGCUUGUAGACCAAUAUUACGGCGAAGUAUACACAUACUUAGUAGAUCAUCUGAAUGCAACCGAAGUCUGUGACCAGAUUGGAAUUUGCAAAGUGACUAAGGAAAAGGAAGACCUUUACAUCGCACCUCUUUUGGAAAAUCAUAAUGCAGAAAAAGCGUUAGAGAUUUCUUCUGAAAGCAAACCGGAAAAAGUUGAUACAAGUGCAUUGUCCGAAGUUAACUUGGAACAACAAUUACCCAUUGAUCUUUUGAUGCCACCGCAUACUCAAGUUCUUUACAAUAAGGAACUCUGCGCAUUUUGUGAAUAUUUCUUACAUUAUGUCCAGAUCGCACUUACAGAUCCUAAAACUGAAAAUGAAAUUAAGUUAAUAAUAGAAAAAGCUUGCAAAGAACUACCAAUUUCAGUCAACGAUACUUGUAUCAGCUUUGUAGAUAUGUAUGAACCAGCUCUAGUUGCUCUGUUAGAUCAGGCCAUCGAUCCUUCUCAAGUAUGUCCCAUGAUAAGAGUUUGCCCUUCUUCGAAGAGUGGUGUCGAAGUGUUUAUGGAAGCUAAAAGCGAUUCCAAAUGUCCUUUGUGCCUUGUUGCUGUUACCAAGUUGGAAGAGAUGGUGUCUAAUAACAAGUCUGAGGCUCAAAUCAAGGCUGCGCUUGAAAAAUUGUGCAAGGUUCUUCCACAAACCAUCGACAACCAAUGCGAAACAUUUGUUGAGAAAUACACAGAUCAUAUCGUCGAAAUGUUACUCGCCGAUUUGACUCCUGAAGAAGUGUGUGUGGCAUUACAUCUAUGCACUGAUAAUAGACCAGCUAAUCCCUUACCACCAUAUGUAGUCAGGCAAAUAGGUGGUAAUAUUGAAACCAACGUUAUACCAGACAAUACUGUCAAUGGUCAAAUAGUCAUUAAGGAUAAGGUCCAUACUGGUUCUGUUGGAUCCAAACCAGAGUGUAUAUUAUGCGAAUUUGUGAUGAAGGAAAUAGAAGAUCAAUUGAAAGAUAAGUCGACUGAUGCUGAAAUUGAAACUGUAGUUAAAGGUAUUUGCAAGAUUAUGCCAUCAUCCGUAAAACAAGAUUGUAACAAGUUUGUUGAUCAAUAUGCAGACACUGUCAUUCAAUUAUUGAUUGCUGCUCUUGAACCAUCGAAAAUAUGUUCGUACAUAAAAUUGUGCGAAGGAUCACAAAUGGACAUGAUUAAAGUUCAAAUUUUGGAGUGUCCUGUUUGCGAAAUGGCCGUGGAAGUGAUGGAAAAGAUUUUGUCCAAUCCAAACAUAGAUCACGAGAUUACUCAUGUAAUUGAAAAAACUUGCAGAGGCCUUCCUGCUCAAUACAGAUCACAAUGUGUCAAAAUAGUAGACGCUUACGGUGAAGAAAUGAUCGACUUGAUCGUCCACCAGGGUGGUAAAACUGUGUGCCGAAAAGUGGGAUAUUGCAAAUCUUCACUUGGGGAAGUUGUGAUAGAUUAAAGUUAUAGAUACUUUAAUAAAUUAGUGUUACAUGUUAUGCAAGGUAAGAGUCUAAUAUCAAUUUAAAUGAUUGUAACGAUUUUCAAAAUAAAUAAUGCUAUGACUUUGGUAUCUCAAAUUACUUAUUAUCAAUGUUUCACUCGUAUAUAUCUUCGUUCCUCAUAAUUCUGUUUUAUGGAAUUGAAGUUUUGCUUUCUUCGACAUAAUUAUGCUGCUAUUAUCGUAGUUAGUGAUUCCACCGCUUCUCUCCUUUUCCAUAAUUUUUAGAGUGUGGAAAAUACUUAUGGAAUAAAAUUGUUUAUCGUUAUUUUAGAUAAUUAUAAAAAACGUUGAGUCCCGUUAACUUUUAAAUAUAAAUGUGCGCUUUUUAAAAAAAUAGAUACUCUGUAUAUUCUUAUGAUUUUAAAAGCUCCUUAACAACCUGAUCUUAACGAACUAUAUCAUGCAUGAUCUAUUAUGAAUAAUACAGGGCGCAGUUUUGAAAUUAUACAGUAUGGAAACCACUUAUGGAUUGUUUGUAUCCAUAUUUUAGAAAAUAAAAAAAAAUGAUACCCUUGUAAAUUUACUAUUUUAAAGUUAAAGUAAAGUUAACUUGUAAAUUCAAAUGUGCAGUUUUUAAAUAUAAAUUUAAUAUGUAUUUAUAAAUACAAUUUAUUGAUAUAUAUUAUAUUACGAUCAAAUUGUGUAAGAAAUCAAAACAUGAACAAAAUUCUUACUCUAAAAAAGCGGCAACACUUUAUACAAUUUUGCCACUCGCUGAACUGUCAGUAAAAUUUGAAGUAUUCCGGUAUCAGUUGCGUACAUUGUCUAAUCUAUUUAAUUAAAAUUAUUGUUUUGUGGAAUAUUAGACUUGGAAGAAUUAUUUCAUAAAAUUUAUAUUAAUAAUAAUAGCAAAUGUUUUUGGGUAUUUAAUCAAUAUAAUUCUAAAAUUUCCAAUAUAAUGAUGAUAACCCUUUUCUGAUUAUUACACCAUAUUGACGUCUAUGAAAGAUCGAGCAGUUCCGUAUGGGUCUCGUAUUAUUAGCUGUGUUAGGAACAUUUGAACUCUAAGGUUGACGUUCUGGAAAUUUUAAAUACAAGUGACGUCACUUUGUAUAAAUCGUGACGUGCAACUGUUUUACUUUGAAAAAUGGUAUACUUUAAAAAAUAACAAUUCAUGAUAAAUUACUAGUUUCAAAAUUUCACCUUGUAUUAUUAAUAAUAUACCCUACAUAAAAUAGUUCGUUGAGAUCUUUUUCAUAAGGAGCUUUUAAAAAUAUACAGGAUGUUUCAUUAAAAAUAAAUUUUUAAAUGAAUUUAAGUUUAAAGAGCACACAAUUAAAAUUAAUUUUUUUUUUAAUUUUUUAAAAUCGGAGACACAAAAAUGUGUAUGUCAUACUAGUUCUUUAUUGUUUUUAUGACUUAGAUACCAACUACAUACAUAAUAAGUACACUUUAAAAUAUUUGAUAACUUCUCAAUAACAUUUAUUAUUAAAGUUACAAGAAAAAUUGCCAGUUGUCUCUGAAGAAUUCACAAAAAACUGACAAUUUGGGAAGAUCCGGUGAUAAAUAGAUUUGACAUUUGAACUUUUUUAGUUUUCACAGCCGCAGAUGUUCAUUUAUGACCAUAUAUGACAUUAACGUACGGUCCUAAAGUUUUGAGAAACAUUUCAAAAGGAUAUAACUCAGACCACAAUAAUCUUAUAUUUUUAUUAAAUUAUUCAACAAUUUAAAUUAACUAUCCUUAUUAUAAAUCAAAAUUCAAAUGACAGACAAGGGACCAUUAUUUUCGAUUUGCCUAAUAAUUCCCCUGACACGUUGCAUCAUCCUAUGGACGACCUCGGCGUCAAUUUCUCUAAUUUUUGUAUAUAUGCGGCGUCUUAACUGUUCCUGAUUUUGUGCUUUUUAUCCGUUAUUAUAGACUUUCUGACUUAAUAUUGCCCAGAACUCUUCAAUUGCACGAGCCUGAGGUAGGUUGAGGGGAUUGUCUGCUUUCGGUACAAAGGUAAUGUUGUUAGUUUCGUACCAGUCCCUUGUGAUCCUCGCGUAAUUGUAUGAAGCAAGAUCUGGCCAAAGACUAUUUGAUCAUUUGCAUGAUGUGUGUUCACAAACUGAAGCAAUUUAGCGAGACAUCUUUGAACAUAAAUAUUUGCGUUUAAGGCUUCGUCUCAAACAACGCGAAUGUAGGGCUGUGAGAUAAAGCCAGCCUCAGAAAUUGCACACCAUACCAAAAUUUCCUCCUCAAACUUUUUCUUACUUUUGAAUUUUAUUUCAUCAGGUAGAUUUUCGUAAUCGUUGAUACUUGAUCAACAUCUCGGAAUUCUCUCUAAUCGAUCCUCUGUAUAUUUUGGAGCUUUCAUUCUUUUCAACAUGAAAUCUUCUGGCCAGUUUUCGCUGUGAGACCCCAAUUUUGUUCUUAGCUGCUUCAAUCAGUCUUGCCUCUCUUAUAUGGUUCAAAAUUCGCGGUCGGCCACUUUUACGCAAGUUAACACAUGGUAUACCUUCUUCAUAUUCUCUGAUUGUGCGAUAAAUUGUCGAUUUUCUUAUGUUUUGAUCUUGAUAAAUAUUAACAAUAUCUCGUUUCGACAUUCGCCCAACCAUAUUAUAAACACCUCGACGAAUAUCAAUUUCAAAAGACAUUUUGCAGAGAACAAACCAAAAUAUUUUUGUUUAAGAAAUGUCAAUAACUGAUGACAUUUCAAUUCCAUGGCCUUCUUUGUUAAAUGUAUUUUGCUUCUCAAUCAGAUCAGGUGAAAUUUUUCCCAAAACUUUAGGACCAUACGUUAUUAUCCUAACGACGGUAUUGCUUACUCUACUAUGAUACAUUUUCUGAAUUUUUAAAAAUAUUAAAAUUAUGAAUACGAUAAAAAGUAUGACAUAAAAUUUUGGAUUCACCGUGGGCAUUUAUAGAUGUAAUUUUUUCGUUGUUUCUUCUAAAAGUAGACUGCUUCGUAAGGCAUUUUAUUUUAUUCCUGGUGCUCCAUCUAGUUUUUUUACUUUUAAGGCUGAUUUAUAAACUUUACGUUGGCGCUGGCGUUCGUCGUUGCCCUUUGCUCUAGUUAUCAUAGACUGCAUUUAUAAACUUUCGGUUGGCGUUGGCGUUAAAGAUCACAUCUAAAUUUCUAAUAUUACAUUUUUGAUUUGGUAAUAUUAAUUUUUGCUUGAAAAUUAAUACAAUGGAAAAUGAAAAUGCUCGGCUUUUGUUAGAUGCAGUGGCACUUUGUAUUCGAGCAGCACUGAGCCUGCGAAAUAAAAGACAACAUCGAUACAAACGGAGGCCCAUUAACCAGAACAGAAAGGCAAGAGGUAAUUUUAAUUAUUAUAAAAAUAUGAAAAACUGGGAUACCCAGCAGUUUUUUAAAAAUAUCAGGAUGUAGGUUCCAGUAUCUGAAAAAUUACUGCAAAUGGUAAAACCAAAAAUAAAUGUAAACUAUCGCUCUGACGGAAUUUCUGUUCGAGAGGCUUGUUAUUAUCCAGACUCUUCCACUUCAUAAACACGUGGAAACACAAACAUAAACAAAUAAUUUAGUUUGAUUUGUUUGACAAACCUUGUCACUUUUUCGGUAUUGCUAUUGGCUGCGAUCACAAAGAUACAGUUUUUUUAUGUUCUGUGAUCAUAACUACAAUCACAGAAGGGUUGGUGUAUUCUGUGCUACAACGGCCAACGGCAAAAGAUAAAGUUGGUUCAUUUGAACGGAACCGAACGCCAACGGCGAACGAUAUUUAUAAAUAGACAUACGAGUUUCAUAUUUGACCAUGUUGUAACGCGAACGUCAGCGCCAACGCCAACGUUUAUAAAUCAGUCUUUAAGUAAAAUUUCAUAUAUUUGUUUAUAUAGAGUUCUUGUAUUGAUUUUAUUGGUUUCUGUAGAUGUUGUGUCUAAAACAAACAAAAAAAAUGUGUUAUAUGUAUACUUUCAAACUAACAGGGAUCACUUUAUUCUUAAAUGUGUGCAGUGUGUUGCUUAAUUCCAUGAUAUAUUUUAAAUAAUAGACAUACUCAUGGACUAUUGGUUCCUAGUAGCCUCUUCGCUCAUAGUCCGUUUUGCAUGUCCCGUUAAUUUUCAAUAUUUUCAGCCUUUUGAUUUUCAACUGUUCAAGCAUUACUUCUACUGUCUACUAUCACAAUGUCGUCGGCUAAUCUGGGACAGUUUAAAAAGCAACCAUCGAUGUUAAUUCUUUUUUCAUUGCGUUCUAGUUGUUUAACGUGCAAUGUAACGUUUUGAUACUUUUUAAUGAAUGAAUAUAUCUUGAAUCAACUAUUGUAUUUUUCAUGAAAUGUGUUGUUUCAAUAUGUUAUAAUUAAUUUUCUUUAAAUAAAAUACAUACUUAAAUUAUUAAAUACAUUUAAAUAUUAGGUAAGAAUUAUUUUUGGGAAAGAAAUAUGUUUUCUUACAACGAAACAAAAACGUAAUCUCUUUUAAUAAAAAGAAGUUUAUUUGCAACACAUAAUUAAUAAAUUUUUCUGUAGUUAAAUAAUGUCUUUUCUGUUUCAGGCAAAAUUAUUUUGUGUCAUAAAUUACCAAAGUAGAUUUAUUUGUAAACUUAAUCUUAAGUACUUUAAAAUAAAAAUAUGGAAAUAUGUAGUUAUUUAGGAAAUAUCUUUAGUAGACAGUUGUAUUACUUGGGAGAUUAUUUUGUUACUUGACUGGAUUCUGUGAUACCGCUGGAUAAUUUGGAAUCUAAUAAAAUUUCAUUUGU
Molecule: messenger RNA, 7115 nt
Organism: Diabrotica balteata
Lineage: Eukaryota; Metazoa; Arthropoda; Insecta; Coleoptera; Chrysomelidae
Source: the annotation of a GenBank genome assembly